CAGCAGCAGACAGAAGGAUCACUUCUGAGCUUCAGAUAUAUGCUGCCAGCUUGAAAGAAGGACAAGAUCAGAGAACAAAGAUCUCUAGUUCUAGUGCUUAACCAGGUGUAAUUUGAUUUAUUGUUUGCAGGACAAAACAUUAGGAGGGAAGAUGCUUCCUUUCUACUUUCUGAGCUUGAUUGUGACAGCUAAAGCAGAGCUUUUGCCAGGCUCCUGCAGCUUUCAGGACAGUUUAUGUGACUAUACGUCUGACCCCGACUUCCUCAGCUGGACCCUCAAACCUUCCGGACACUUCAUCACAGUGGAAGAGCGAGUCCAGGAGCACCAGGGAAAGGCGGUUCUUUUGGGUCCAGAUGUGGAUCAGCAGGACUGGAGCUGCUUCAGGAUGGUCUAUCAGGUCACAGGCAGCGCCUCCCUGCAGGUGCAGAAGCGCACGGACGGAGAGAGCUUCGAUCAGGUGCUCUGGACCACCCAAAACCCGUCUGAUAGCUGGCUCAUCGCCAGCAUUGACCUCCAGAACAGCAACGAAACUUCCAAGAUCGUCAUUGAAGGCAAACUAGGAGCAGAAGAAGGCAGCAGUGUGUCCAUCUUUGAGAUCAAGAUCUCUGAUAAAUACUGUAUAGAGUGUGACUUUGAAGAAGAUCAUCUGUGUGGCUACAUUAACGACAGGAACAGAUUCAUGAACUGGCGUGUGGGGAGAUCUAAUGAUUCACUGAACCAUGGACCAGGUCAGUACAUGUAUGUGGACUCUACAGACAUUAAAAGCUUCCAGGAGGUGGCCAGGCUGGUGUCUCCGAUCACCUCAGUGCCCAUGUCGGGCUGCUUGAGCUUCCAGUACCAGCACUAUCACGCCGGGGACCAUCUGUUCCUCCUCUUCAGCAGGGAUCAGGCCGGACAGUAUCAGGAGCUGUGGAGAGCCGAUCUACUGGAGAACAACACCAUGAACUGGAGUCCAGAAACCAGAGUCUGGAGACCUGUACAAGUGGACCUCAAAGCUCCAUAUCCAAUAGAGUUGGUUUUCGAGGAGACGUUCAACAGUCCACAUGGAGGAUAUGUGAUUCUUGAUGACAUCUCCUUCUCUCCAGAGUUCUGUGAUGCAGGAACAGAACCAGUAUUUGAUCCAUCUGUUGCCAACUGUGACUUUGAGUCAGGAUAUUGUCAGUAUGUCCAGACACAGACAGACAGUUCACUGUGGAGGAGAGUGUCUGUGAGACCCAACAUCUUCACGGCUGGAGACCACACGACAGGAGCAGGAUCCUUCUUGUUGGCCAACUCUCGCUUCAGAUUACUGUCUGGAUACGUCAGUCGUUUGUUUGGCCCAGUGAUGCCAGCCAAUCAGAAAUACUGCCUGAAGUUCUUCUACUCCCUGCAAGGCCUCAGUGGAACAGACCGAGUCUUGGCAGUGUAUCUGUAUUACGGCGACGGUACUAAACAAGAACAAAUAUGGACCCAGAAUUAUAAGAUAACAAAUGUUUGGAUUGCAGUAGAACUGACCAUUCAGAGUCUGAAGAAUGCCCAGGUGGUUUUCAUCAGCACAUGCAAACAUUUUUGGAGCUGUAGUUCUGUGGGUCUCGACGACAUUAAGGUCACGCUGGGCGACUGUGCACUGUUAGCGUCCUCGGCGUCAGCUCUGUCUCGCUGUGACUUUGAGGCUGGUCUGUGUGGAUUCACUCAGGAUAAUGAGGGAGACUCGGGUGACUGGAUGCUGGCCCGAGGACCCACACCCACAUCCUUCACAGGGCCCCGAGGAGACCACACCACCGGAGUGGGUCAUUAUUUGCACAUCGAGGCGUCAGUGAUGCAGGCCGGUCACACAGCGCGCCUCGUCUCCAGCUCUCUGCGCGGCUCUAGAGACACACAGUGCUUGCAGUUCUUCUACCACAUGUACGGCUCAGGGAUCGGACAGCUGAGCGUUUACCUCCAGACCGGACAAGAGAGCCAGGACAAACUACUGUGGACGAGCCGUGGAGAGCAGGGCAUCUCCUGGCUCCGAGCGGCAGUGAACUAUCAGUUUGACCAGCGGCACCAGAUUGUGUUUGAAGCCACCAGAGGAGCAUCAGCAAGGAGUGAUAUUGCAAUCGAUGAUGUUGUUUUCGAAAGAGGACCAUGCAGAGAAUAUGCUGAUGACCAUAUCCCUCAUCUUCACCUCUCUGGGAAUAAUAAUGACAUUCAGGAGUAUGAAACCGCAGGUAAAGAGCUCGCGGGGCUGAAGGAGAAGCUCAGGAGCCGCUGCUCAGGAAGAUCUGCAGAUGAAGGAGCUGCUCAGCACACAUCACAAACCUGAUCAGAGUUAGGGCCAAAACAUCAGCACAGGAUCAUCUUUCAUAUCAGUCGAUAGACAUCAUCACCUUUAUCUCUUUCAAGAUUAAAGACAGGUGUUUGCUCUCGAGUGAAAGUUGUAGAAACCAGACGGUUAACUGUGGUUCCCAUUGACUUCCAUAGUAACUCUUUUCCUACUAUAGAAGUCAAUGGGAACCACUGACUGUUCGGUUCCCAGCAAUCUUCAACAUAUCUUCGUUUAUGUUCAACAUAAGAAAGCAGCUCAUACAGGUUAGGAAAGACAUGAGGGUGAAGAGAUGAUGACAGAAUUUCAUUUUUGGGUGAACUAUCACUUUAAAGGGAUUGAUCUUCCUAACAUUUAUUUGGAAAUCAGUUAUCAUGUUCUGUAAUCCUUUUUAACAAAGACAUAACAAACCAAUAUAUAUUUAUUAAUUUAUUACAAAUAAAUUUAAAUGUACUUUGUAUUUGUUGUGCGUGUCCAUCGACAGCCGAAAUCACCAGAUCACUUCCUGUUCAGAUGAAUAGUCACGUGCGCUCACAAGACACGGUUUUAUUUGAUAGCUGGGUUUGUGGAACUAAAUCAUUAACCGUAUAUAAACCAGAGAUUAUGCUUUAUCAUGCCUUGAGUUCAGAUGAUGUAAAGUGCCUUCAUAUCAACCGUUUCCUCAAAACCAGUCUGGGAUAAAGCACAGCAGUCUCAUAUAAAACCAUUCUUGAGAUAUAGGGCAUUAUAACACUGUAUAGGGUUAUAAACCCCACUUCUAAUGAGUAGAGAAAACAAUGAUCAGUUCUUAUAGGGGACACUUCAUAUGAAGUCGUUUUACCGAGGGAUUUAAGAGAAAUGCACCAUGAUUUUACUUCAGAGGCUUAUAGAGAGGAGCAAUCUAGUCUUGUUAUCUCUCAUCUUCCAAUGCAUAAAUCUAAGGAAAACAUUUUACUGUAACAUUAAGGGGCAUUCAAUUAUUUCAAUCAUAUUAAUCUGUACAUUCAUGCAUUCUGGGUUGAAAUUUAACCUGUUCUUAUAAGAGACCUCACAUGAUGUGUGCACCCUUUACAUGAAGAUACUUUACUGCAGCGGUUUGGAGCUGCAUGCAUUCAAAGUCAAUAUAAUUCUCAGAUAUUGCACAAUUCCUCCAGUGUAAUAAUGUUAAAUACUUACGUUAUUAGAGAUCUAAGAGCAACAGGAAGUCAUUUAUGAGUCUGGGGACAGCUGGAGACAUCACGGACACCUCUACACUUGAUCUAGAAACGACCCACGGUCUCUGGAUGAAUGAUGCUCAGUCAGUAUUCAGAGAGGGAUGACUGAGCCAAACCACUCAAUGAUUUCUAAAUGAGAAGUCAGCAGUCAUUUUGAACUAACUGUAAUCGAGACAAACCCCAACAUAAAGGGAAUUACAGUAAUCCAGCUUGGCAGAGAUCAAGGCACGGAUUACAGUUUCAGAAGGGUUGAAGGAAAGAAAGUACUUUAACUUUCGAUUUCAACACCAAAUUUAUCUGGAAAACCAAGUUAUGCUGGAAAUACGUGUAGCUUUUUAAAACAAACCGAACAAAAACUAUUCUCUUAAACCUGCCGAGGUACAAGCCUCAACUA
This is a messenger RNA of Carassius auratus (goldfish), 3871 nucleotides long. Its product is annotated as MAM domain-containing protein 2-like. The transcript is spliced from 15 exons. NCBI's taxonomy places the organism in Eukaryota, Metazoa, Chordata, Actinopteri, Cypriniformes, Cyprinidae. Gene Ontology annotation, cellular component: membrane. The record is from RefSeq and is a predicted model, not a curated record. The coding region runs from base 152 to 2284 and encodes 710 amino acids.